Molecule: messenger RNA, 2098 nt
Organism: Panicum virgatum (switchgrass)
Lineage: Eukaryota; Viridiplantae; Streptophyta; Magnoliopsida; Poales; Poaceae
Product: E2F transcription factor-like E2FE
Exons: 10
Coding region: 150-1472 (440 amino acids)
Biological process (GO): regulation of transcription by RNA polymerase II
Cellular component (GO): RNA polymerase II transcription regulator complex
Molecular function (GO): RNA polymerase II cis-regulatory region sequence-specific DNA binding; DNA-binding transcription factor activity, RNA polymerase II-specific
Source: RefSeq, a predicted model, not a curated record
CGUGAAUUCUCGCCGCGUGGCCGCCCCCCGCCGCAGAUCUACGGGGCGGGGCGCACAGGACAAUCCAAAAAUUUUACUUCGGGCGGCAGAGGGAUUCCUUCCCCUCCCCCGCCCGCGCCGCGUGAGCCGAACCCUCUCCCGCGCUCGCGAUGGACGCCGCCGCAGCCGCCGGGCCCUCCUCUUCCGCCGCCCCAGCCGCAGCCGCCAGGCCCUCCUCCGGCGCCGAGCCUUCCGCGGCGGCGGCCGCCCAGCCGGCGCCGGUGGCUCCGCGCAUGCAGCUUCUCCAGGCGCCCCUGCUGGGCGCCGGCGGCGCCGGCAGCGGGAGCGGGAGCGGCGACGCGCGAGCGUGCCGCCACCACGCGUACAGCCGCAAGCAGAAGUCACUCGGCCUGCUUUGCUCCAAGAUCCCUUCUCGCGGCGGCUUUAGGUUCGUGGCGCUGUACGACCGGGAGGACGUGGAGACGAUUGGGCUGGACGACGCGGCCAAGCAGCUCGGCGUCGAGCGCCGCCGGAUCUACGACAUCGUCAACGUGCUCGAGAGCGUCGGGAUUCUUGUGCGUAGGGCCAAGAAUCGGUACACGUGGCUCGGAUUCGGGGGAGUCCCUGCAGCGCUCAAAGAACUCAAGGAGAGGGCGCUGAGGGAGAUGUCCGGAUCACCAGUGUUCCCUCCAAUGGAGGAGUCAUCCACUGCUAAUCUCUCUGUUGAUGAAGAUGACGAGAAAUUGGAGGAUGCUGAUGAGGACGCCGAGAGCGAGAAGCUCAGCCAGUCUGUUGACAAUACGUCUGACAAGCCUGAUGCACCGGGCUGCCGCCUUAGAUCUGAUCAUCGGAAGGAGAAGUCCCUUGGACUGCUCACUCAGAAUUUUGUCAAGCUCUUCCUCACCAUGGAGGUUGAGACGUUCUCACUGGAUGAAGCUGCUAGGCUUCUCCUAGGAGAGGGACAUGCUGAGAGCAAUAUGAGAACUAAAGUUCGGCGAUUGUAUGACAUUGCCAAUGUACUAUCUUCAUUGAAUCUCAUUGAGAAGACACAGCAAGCUGACACUAGAAAGCCCGCAUUCAGGUGGUUGGGCCAGGCAAAGCGAAAGCAAGAGAACAAUACCAUGAUCGCUCUACCCACAGCCAGACCCAAUAAAAGGGCAUUUGGUACUGAUCUUACAAAUUUUGACAAUAAGUGGGGCCGGUUGGACCCCACAACAGAGGACAAAGCCAAGCUCAUGCAGGGUGCUGGCAACAUAGUGAAGACUUUUGAGAGGCAGCUGGGGCAAGGGAACAGGAGUGACUUUGUUUAUGGGCCCUUCCACCCUGCUGUGGCAAAGAAACAGGAAAGUGAUGAUCACACCGUUAGGCAGAAGGAGAGGAAGACCAUUCAGGACUGGGAAAACCUUGCUGUUUCCUUCCGUCCGCAAUAUCAAAACCAAGCUGUUGACUAUGCUGUCAGUGUUCUUGCAGUUGUCAGAAGAUAUGUGGGAUAAAGCUUUGGUAAGCCUAAUCUAGAUGCCAACAACCCGAUUCAUUUCUCAUUUUAUUUAAAAAUUAAUUCAUUUGGAUAUUGUAUUCAGGAACUAAGGGACAUCACAGCGACUGAGGGAGCAAAGGGAAAGCCUUUACUGCCCCUCCUUGCCGCCCCUAUUGGAAUUCAAUAUGGUCUAUGUAUUAUUUUAACAUAUAUGAAAUUGCUUGCAAAUAGAAAUGAAAGGUUGAAUGCUUAAUUUUGUUGGUGUGGGUUGAAUUUUAGUGCACACAUUUCAUCUUGAAAAAAUAAAGAUUGCUGCCCAGUUCCAUUAUAAGAAUGCUACAGUAUUACCAUUGGUCCACUGAUUUUAUAAGAAUGCUAUGAACAUUAAUUAGAAUCAUUUGAUGUGGCAGUCAGGUAGUGGCGGCGCACCAGACUGCCGACGGCCCCAAAACCAAGCAACAUUAGACGACGAUCACAAGCUUAGCCACUGCAGCGUCAGCAGUCCAUUUGUGUAAUUUUUUCAAAAUAAGGCCUUAUUGAUUCUAAUUAUUUUUCUGGUUCAUUUGCAACUCUUUGAUUGGAUAAAAACAAGCUCCUCAGAAUUGGAAAAUGUGAGCAAGGCCCUUGUAUAUCACUAUUCAA